CUCAAGCGGUCAGUGAGAAUGAGUGAGCAAUAAGGACCAAAAAAAAAGAACGACACGAGGUAAUUUGCCCACCGCAAAAGACCAGCCGAGCGGAGUGACUGGUAUCGUGGCAUGAAACCAACGAAGUAGAAAUGAGACGUUGCUGGCCUGAUAGGCUUGGUCAUGCGUGCCAAUGCAACGCGCAUAGCAGUCAGCCCCCCCCCCUCUUCCUCGACUCUCCCAAGCCUUUGAGAUGCCACGGUCGGGUAAUGAUAGCCUUAUUAUGAUGCCAUUCCCUUUUUCACCGGCAGCUCGCGCACGGAACUUUUCGCUGCCUCUCCCUGGAUUCGACCAUCUGAAUGGGCAGGAAAUGCAUCCACUCUGACGGCGGAAGGAUGCGAUCUUUUCAGCUCCGGUGGAAUGCUUUUUGCUCAAGACCUCUCCGUUAGUGACAUUUAUGGGGAUUGUGCAAGGCGUGUGUGGAUCAACUGUAUAAUACCCCCUAGCCAUCUCCUGGAGUUUCUCCCAAUAAGUCAUCGGUUGGUGAUCUUUGGAAGCUCCAGGGCUACCACCCCUGUGGCUGUAAUGGAAGAAUCCUUCCAAUCAAGACGCUUUUUUUCCCUCUCAAGUUCCUCUCUGGCGGUAUCCAUUACAAACUACUGAGGGGCGGAACAAUACUGGGCGCAAAUCCUGUAACAUUAAUGAGUAUUCACUUUAAUUGGUUAAUCGUAUAUUAACUCAAUCUGACGAUGUCGCAGGGGUUUGUCCAGUUGUUGACUAGUUCUCGCCCGUCACUCGAAGCAAGUGCUUGGCCUGCCCGUUUGCCAGAGUGCCAUUCGCGAUCCUUCUGCUUGACUAAAACUUAAACUGUAUGUGAUUUCCUUUCAACGUUGGCAUGGUUUUGUACUGAAUUGAUAACCAGAUUGUUAGUCAAACCUAAAACUAUUUAUUAAGAAAUUGUUUGGUCUUGAAAAAGGUGAUUUAAGGUGGAGAUAGGUGAUGUGAAAAAAAUUGUUGAAGGUCUCGAAAAGGCGAUAUUUGACUGAAAGACGGAUUUCUAGUCGCGAUAUGCCGGCAGAGAGUUCGUCCAUAGAACCAAGCCAGGCAAUCGCAAUGUCGACGAGUCCCGAUCUGUUCAACUCCCAAAACAUACCGCUGGAGACCCGGCUCUACCCCAGUUGCAGCAGCUUCAAGAGGGCUCGGGACCGGGACGGUAGCGGGGCCGAGUCGGACGCCCCACGGAUCGCCUCCCCGAACACCGAGAUGGGUUUCCACUACCACGAGUUCAGCGGGGCGAGCAGCGACUCUGACGCCGGGGAGGAGCGGCACAGAGCCCGGGAGCAGCACCACAGUGGCUCGCUGAGGAACACCAGCCCGAUCCAUUCCGAGAAAUACGAUAGCCUCGCCUCUGCGUCUAUGUACGCAGUCGAAAACUACGGGAAAGGCGAUAAAGGCGUGGAUAGCCAGGUACGGAGGUACCGCACGGCGUUCACUCGGGAGCAGAUCAGCAAGCUGGAGAAGGAAUUCACACGCGAGAACUACGUCUCCAGGCCCCGUCGAUGCGAGCUGGCGUCGACCCUCAACCUUCCAGAGACCACCAUCAAGGUGUGGUUCCAAAACCGGCGGAUGAAAGAUAAGCGCCAGCGGAUGUCCAUGGCGGCAUGCUCUUGGCCGCAUCAUGCAGCCCUCGACCCAAACAUCUAUUCUCUGAUGCUGGCUGGCCGUCUGCCUUACCCGUGUCCAUCGACGGCGUUCAGUUACUACCAGCCCGGUCCUCCCACCCUGUCGCCCACGGUUGGCCCGUCUCAUCACGACGCCUACAGCAGCUACGCCAUGCACCUCCGCGGCCGCUCGGCCGACCUGCUUCGGUCCCUGUGUCACCCCUACUCGCGUCUGGCGACUGGAGCCCCGACUUUUUCCGCCUCUGAUCUGCUCGCGGCCAGGGCAAGUGCCGCCGCGGUUGCAGCAGCCAACUCGUCUUUCAUCGCGCCGAGUUCCGUCCCGUCUCAGGCCGCCUUGCCCUGCGCUUGCCAUCACCACUACGGACACGCUCACCACGCCUUGCCCGGUUCCCAACCAUCUUCGGCCGCCGUGCCCCUCUCCGGGGUAGGGCUAGGGAUCAAUCGGGACCCGGAGUCAGGAAUCUGUGCUUUACCGCCGUCUGUACAUCACUCUUAAGGAUAUCAGAAAAGUCAGGUCUAUCUUUCAAAAUGGCAAGAGUGCUACUGAAUGCACACUCGACUGAGUGUGUAAGCCGAGUUUGACUUUUGCAGUCCAAUGUUAACCCAAAAUUAGACACAAUAAAUGGUGUUUCGGGGCCCUUUGGGUUAUACCCUACAUCUGUGAUGGAUCCUAGUCUCCUCGUUCUGGCUGCGAUGAACUCGUAUGGCACGGCUUUUAGUUUUUGUUUUAGCUUCAAGUCCAUCGGAACUGCAUGUCUGCGACACACAAUGUAAAUAAAUUUCUAGAUCGCCAGUCCCACUAUACGCAGUGUUCUUGUUACCUCGUCGUUAAGGAAAACUUUAUGUAUAUGUGUACAAUGUAGAUGUUUUUAAAAGUUGUAAAUAUAAAGUUUUUGGUUGCAUAAUGCUGCCACCGACGAAAAUCACUGAGUGUAAAAAAUCAUCAUUAAAUACCUAACUUAAUAGUGUUGGCGUCCCGUUAAGACAUUACACUGUCGAAGCAACUCAACUUAACACCUUUCAUCAGACAAUUAAAUUAUCUCUGUGUGCGUCAUUGUACGUAGUUACCCUCGAUUUUGUACACGGGGUAAAAGGAAAUCAUUCCGCGAGUGAUAUGAACCAUAUUCUGGAGGCAGCCAGUGUGAGACAUAACCAUAAAGUUUACCAAUAAGCUGUCCAACUGUUGGCGUCAUUUAAGUUGAUUUCACAAAAUGCUGAGAGUCCUGCUGAAUUCAAAGUUGAAAAAAAAUGCUUCAAAAUUGGAAGACAUAAUCAGUGACUGUUACAAGACAAUAAAGUACAGUGAGCGAAGCUGCAGUGCAGUCGAUUUAUGGGUCACAAAAAAUCGCUAAAACUAAAACUGAACUGUAGAAUAACAGUUUAACAUCUCAAAGCUGUUCCCACAGAACACCUUUCUGUCCAGAAGCUUUAUAUUAACACCACACUGAAUUGUCUUUCUUUUAUAUUUGAACAAAAUGCCAGUGUCGUUGAACUUCGAGCUUCGUUGUGCAGUUUACUUUUCGUCGGUCUCGGCCAAUGCUCGUGUUUAAAGCAACCUUGAGCCUGUGCUUGCAUAUCAUUAUAAGAGCAAUAUUCGUAGUUAACGAGAUGAAGAUUAUACUAGGCUAGUUCAGAAAUGCAGCGACCGACUAAACACUGAAUUUCCUAAGUUAAAGAUUUUUUUGGUGGGGAGGGAGUCAACAAACAGUUUUAUUUGUCGUCAACUCUUCUCAGCGUUCACCCAACUACGCAUUUUUGUAAACAAUUAUUUAUUUUCCAUAUAAAUAUCAUUUUCCAAUGUGUAAAAUGUCGGCUCUGACAAUAAGGGUACCAUAGGAAAUGUUACAUGAAUGGUUCAGAUUAUGUAUACAUGUAGCAGUCCAUGUACCGGCUGAAAUAAAUAGCGAAUCAAUACAAGA
Messenger RNA from Acanthaster planci (crown-of-thorns starfish), 3580 nucleotides. RefSeq lists its product as uncharacterized. Lineage: Eukaryota; Metazoa; Echinodermata; Asteroidea; Valvatida; Acanthasteridae. Gene Ontology annotation, biological process: regulation of transcription by RNA polymerase II. Gene Ontology annotation, molecular function: RNA polymerase II cis-regulatory region sequence-specific DNA binding; DNA-binding transcription factor activity, RNA polymerase II-specific. The record is from RefSeq and is a predicted model, not a curated record. Gene Ontology annotation, cellular component: nucleus.